AAGAAUAUUCAUCAAAAUGAAAGGUGUCUGUUUCCUUCUCACUCUUGCUGUUUUGGCUUUGGCAACUUCCAUUGCCACUGCCUCUGACCCAAGCCCUCUCCAGGACUUUUGUGUGGCUGUUGAUGAACCCCACAAAGCUUUGUUUGUGAAUGGGAAGUUUUGCAAGGAUCCCAAACUCGUCAAGGCUGAGGAUUUCUUCUUUUUUGGCCUCAACACUCCAAGAGACACAAACAACCCAGUUGGAUCUAAUGUAACACAAUUGAAUGUGGACAAGAUUCCUGGACUCAACACUCUUGGAAUAUCAUUGGCUCGCAUUGACUAUGCACCAUAUGGCCAAAACCCACCUCACAUUCACCCUCGUGGCUCUGAAAUCCUAGUGGUCGUCAAAGGAACUCUCUAUGUGGGUUUUGUGUCAUCCAACCAAGAUGGAAACCGUCUGUUUACAAAAGUUCUGAAAGAGGGAGAUGUGUUUGUAUUCCCAAUAGGUAUGAUUCACUUCCAGUUCAAUCCAGAACACACUCCAGCAGUCGCCUUUGCUGGUCUCAGUAGCCAAAACGCAGGAGUAAUCACCAUUGCAAAUACUGUGUUUGGAUCAAAUCCCGCCAUCAACCCUAAUAUCCUGGCUAGAGCCUUCCAAGUGGACAAGAAUGUUAUCAACUAUCUCCAGAAACAAUUCUGGUAUGAUAACAACUAAUUAAUAAUGUGAUAGCAAAGAAUCCAUCAA
Humulus lupulus (European hop) is the source of this 724-nucleotide messenger RNA. Its product is annotated as germin-like protein subfamily 1 member 20. Gene Ontology annotation, molecular function: manganese ion binding. The record is from RefSeq and is a predicted model, not a curated record. Lineage: Eukaryota; Viridiplantae; Streptophyta; Magnoliopsida; Rosales; Cannabaceae. Gene Ontology annotation, cellular component: cell wall. The coding region runs from base 17 to 694 and encodes 225 amino acids. The transcript is spliced from 2 exons.